GCGAAUUUGGUCCGCGUUAUUUUUUUAAAGUCUGUUUCUUUGUCUUAAAAUGAAACUAUUUGUUGUUAAUAUCCUUGGGAUGAUAAUUAUUGCUGUCAAUUUUUUCGGUUGGAGUGAGGAAAUAUUUUUGAAUGAUUACUGUGAAGAUUUUAAAAUUGAUAAGAAUAUUGAUUUGAGUGAUAAAGUAAUUGUUUUGACGGGAGCGACCUCGGGGAUUGGAUUAGAGACUGCUAAAUUUCUUUAUCAGAGAGGAGCAAAAGUACUAAUACCAGCCCGUAAUAUCACAAAAGCUCAACGUGUCAUUGAAGAUAUAAAAAAAUCGAAUAACCAAACCGGCGAUCUUAUAAUUUACCAAUUAGAUCUAAAUAGUUUCGAAAGUGUCCGCAACUGUGCGGAAAAAAUACUCAAUGACUAUGAUAAAAUAGACAUAUUGAUAAACAAUGCUGGUAUCGUCGUUGAUAAAUGUAUGAAAUCAAUCGACGGAUACGAAACUCAUCUGCAGACCAAUUAUUUGUCGCCAUUUUUGUUCACAUUACUAUUGUUGCCUGCUUUAGCAAAAUCUAAUGAAGCGCGAAUCGUUAAUUUGUCUUCGCUCUCACAUUAUUUUGGUGUCGUAAAUUUUGACGAUUUGAAUACAGAAAAUCCAUUCAGUACAGUAUUUGCGUACUCGCAAAGUAAAAUAUCGAUUACAUUGUUCACAAUAGAAUUAGCACGUAAAUUACAAAAAAAUAAUUUAACAAAUAUCCACGUCUACAAUGUCGAUCCGACUCUUGUGAAGACUGACUUAUUUGAUAAAUUUUUUCCGCCUUUAAUCAACUCUCUAGCAGCGCCAAUUUUAAAAAAUAACAAACAAGGUGCUGGUACUACUAUCUACUGUGCCACAAGUCCACAAGUUGCUCAUCAAACUGGUCUUUAUUACAUUAACUGUGACAUUACAUCACCAUCAUUACAAGCAAUGAGUCCAAGUUUGGCUGCGAAAUUAUGGAACAAGACUACAGAAUUAAUAAAUUAUUCUUCACCGUUAUUAUUAAAAUAAAUUAAAUUAUUUAUAAUAAUAAUAAUUAUUAUUAUUAUUAUUAGUUGGGAUAGAAGUAGAUAGUAGAAGAUUCUUACUCUAGUGAGAAAAACUUGUAGUUAGACGUUGCCAUAGUAACGGUCAUAGAGUUGGAGCGUUGCCAUAGCAACGGUCGUAGAGUGGGAGCGUUGCCAUAGCAACGGACGCGUAGUGGGGAUAUUACCGUAGCAACAAGCGUGUAAGUGGGCGUUACCAUGCCAACGAGCGUGUAGAGGGGAAUAGUAGCAUAGCAACAGAAGCAUAGAGGAAAGGGAAGUCUUAUCAUAGUGACGAGUUGGAAGAGAAACAGAAAGAGGGGUAACAUGGACAUAUAAAUAAUAGUUUUAU
Messenger RNA from Microplitis demolitor, 1402 nucleotides. Its product is annotated as retinol dehydrogenase 12. The transcript has 6 exons. The coding region runs from base 50 to 1036 and encodes 328 amino acids. Gene Ontology annotation, molecular function: oxidoreductase activity. The record is from RefSeq and is a predicted model, not a curated record. NCBI's taxonomy places the organism in Eukaryota, Metazoa, Arthropoda, Insecta, Hymenoptera, Braconidae.